AAUUUUCUAAAUAACAGCAGUUACUCACAAAAAACGUAAUUUCGAGAAAUCAAAUACUCUAGUAAUGGGAUCUGUAAGAAUAAUCUUGUAUGAGUGUUGUGCCAAGGUGUUGUUAUAAGUCACAAGCUCAAGAAACCAUAAUCCGACCGAGAGACACCAACCACACUUUAGGUGAAGAAGAAGAAUAGCCCAUUAUUUUAUAGCUCGGCCACCUACUACCUUUGUAUGUGCUCUCCAAAAGUGGUAAUGAUGAUAUUGGAAUGUCCGUCGCCGAUGUAACAGCGACAGCCAGCAAGCAUUGCAACACAGAGAUUGACAUUCAUGUUUAAAGGCCAGUUGGAAAUUUGUUCACGCUUCCCCUCCCGCCAACCCUUAAAUCGUGAAAAUAGUAAUUAAUGGAUGCUGUAGAUAUAUAUCUCUUUGAUUUGGUGAGGAAUAUAUGCUUACACUAAUUCCUAUGUUGUUCAACAACUUCAAACAUCUGUUACCUACCCCACACAGCAAUGAUGAUGUUUUGCGAAGUUGCGAGACAGAGGGUAUGGCAUGCUGCAAAAGUGGACCAGUCAAUUGCCAUGAGCAACAGUCCAUGUAGCAGUUGAAGCACAGAUAAAAGUAAACAACUAUUACAAUGUAAGCACUGAGUGCUUACCAGAUGAAAUAAGCAAAAGCAAUAACAACAACAACUACAGCCAGUUAGCAUCAGUAUAAAAGGAGCAACAACAAACUAUUUUGACAUUGACAACUUUUAACUCGGCAGUAGAAGCAGUAGCAGCAGCAAUAAUAACAUAACGCUCGUCAUCAUCAAUAAGAAAGCAACAUCCCAACAUACUACAGCAAGAACAAACAAAAAGCAACAACAAACAAACAACAGUCCAGCUGGAAGACCACAAAAAAUUAACCGCCAAAAUAAAAAUAAAACAAGAUUUAGGAAAAUAACACGACAGCAACAGAAACAGUGGAAUUAGUAGUAGUACAUCUAUUCUAAAACGACACAAGUGCGUGUGUGUGUGUGUGUUCGUUUCUCUAGAGAGUGAGUGUAAAAAAGGGCAUCAACAAAAAUGAGACGACGACAAUUAGGUGGUUCUAAAAAUUAACAAUUUAAGCUGCUGAAUAAGCGAAAAGUUGAUUCGUUCAACUUAAGCUUUUGGUGGAUCCUUCAGCACAGCAGUAAUAGCAAACAACAACAGCGAGAUCUCAUAGAAGUUGUCAUCUUCUUAGAGUCAUUCUUCUCAUAAGUCAAUACUGUUUUGUUUGACGCGCAAUGAAUUCAAGCCAACCAACACAGGCGGCUUCUGGCAACCGUAUAACGUUUACGAGUCAACAAUUGCCCAAUGGCACAAUCAAUAUUGGCGGUGCUCACGGCGGUUCGAUAAUAUCGACAUCACAAUUGCCCAAUACGACGACAAUUAAAACAAUAACAUCCAGUGCCGCCGGCCAACAACAGCAGCAUCAUUCGUUACCACAACAGGUACAGGUUCAACAUCAUCAGGUCUUACAAACUGCAGGUCAGCAACAGGGCAAUCCAGUUGGUGGUGCUGGUGGCUCUCAGACACAGCAGCAAUCAGUAGGUGCCACCCAAACGCAAACCUUAGUUAUUAAAUCUAAUCAUGCCGUCUCAUUACCGGCGGGUAUUGUCUCAAGCGCACCCGGAAUAGUAACUAUGACCAAAACCAUACAACAGGGUGGUCAACCUAUAAUUAAUUCCAUGCUACCAGCUGGUGUAGUAGUCGGUAUGCGUCCUCCUGCUUCUCAACAACAACCAAAGAAUGUCCAAGGGAAUACAAUGGGAAGAGUGGUCAUUGGAGGACCCCAUAUGGUGGGGACGCGUCCACAAAGUCCAGCGAUAACAUUAAGUACACUAACCCCGGGGCAAACGCCUGCACUCAUUUUGAAAACUGAGAAUGGAUUUCAAUUGUUGCGCGUAGGGACUGCUACAUCGGGCCCGGUGACACAAACAAUUGGCACUAAUUCCACAAACCCAACACAAAUACGCUUGCAAACUGUUCCAGCUGCUUCGAUAUCAAAUACCUCAACCGCCAACAAUAUUGUGGUCAAUUCGGUGGCAAACUCCAAUUCGCAGCCCACUCAUGUGUAUACGUCGCAGGCGAACAUAUCGUCGCUGCAAAGUCAUCAGCAGCAAACAACGACGAAUGUUGUUACAUCUAUGCAACAUCAGCAACAACACCACCAACAACAAUCACAACAGCAACAGCAAUUCCAUACGCAGACUCAACAUCUACAAAGUCAACCUCAAAUAACUCAAAUACAGACAAUACCAGCGCAUCAGACAACAUCAGGCCACCUCCAGCAACAGCAUUCGCAGAAUCAGCAACAUGGUAACACCAACUCGACCAUGAACAAUGUCGUCAAUAGUACGAAUAGUGUAAGCAGCGGAGCGACAUCUGUGACAACAACCACCACAACGCCCCAAAGUGCAGCGGCUCAGGGUAAUACCAAAGAAAAAUGUCGAAAAUUUUUAGCCAACCUAAUUGAUCUGUCGACGCGAGAGCCCAAGCCGGUGGAGAAAAAUGUUCGGAAUCUAAUACAGGAGCUGGUAAAUGCAAAUGUGGAACCGGAAGAGUUUUGUGAUCGCCUUGAGAGACUGCUGAAUGCCAGCCCUCAGCCAUGUCUGAUAGGAUUUCUAAAGAAAAGUCUACCAUUGCUGCGGCAGGCGCUGUUUACUAAAGAAUUGGUUAUAGAAGGCAUUAAACCACCUCCGCAACAUGUUGUGGGCGGCAUUACUAUACAACAACAAUUGCCGAAAAUCCAAGCACAGAUCCGUCCCAUUAGUCAAAAUCAAACAACCACCAUUGGACAGACACAAGUGCGUAUGAUAUCACCUGCCUCAGCUCCUAGACCUAUAGGUCAUACGACCAUAACGAAGCAGCCUGCCGGUGGUAUACGUAUACAGGGACCCGCAAAUGGACCGCGUUUAAUAAAUACUCAAAUACGAGGACCCAUGUCACAGCAAACCACCACAGCGCAGUUACAAACACAAUCCACACAUGCGAAUAUCGUUCAAAUACGGGCUCCCACAGCAACGCAAAUGAAUCGUCCCGCCACAGUUCAAAUACGUGCACCGAAAGCGAAAAACACAACGACUGCCACAGCAAGUCCUGGUAUAACGCAUGUUAAAGUGGGACAAACUCAAAUCAAAGCGAUAUCAUCGUCUUCUCCUGCCAUUUCAUCACAACCACCAUCAUUGGCUGCCAUCUCCAACAAUGUUCCAACGGGGUCGAACCUAUCAUCUUCAGCGUCGAUCCUCUCCACCAUUAACUCUGUAGCUAGCAAUUCGAUAUGCAGUGUGUCUGGCCUACCGAUACCCUCACUACCCACCGUGCAAUUACCACCAGCCGUGUUGGCUCAACAGCAAUUACAGUUGAACUCAACGCACUCUCUGAUAAGCACAAAUGCGUCGUCGUCCUUGGAUCACAUAAAGACCGAAAUCAAAACGGAGAAUAUGAAGAGCAGUGGAGGUAUCACCACCAUUAUAGCGGCGCCGUCAACACCCACUCAAGCUAACAAAGCUCCUGCCAAAACAUCCAAUGCCUCCGCCAGCAAGGCAGCGGCGAAAAAGAAAAGAGACCUAGCUGAUAAGGAACGCGAUGAAUCGAAGCUAAACAAUACAACUUCGGCGGCAUCCAGUGCUGCCUCAUUUUUCCAACAACCUUCCAUAUCAAUGUCAUCAUAUGGAGAUGAUGACAUCAACGAUGUUGCCGCCAUGGGUGGUGUAAAUUUGGCCGAAGAGACGCAACGUAUAUUGGGCUGCACCGAGAACAUCGGCACACAGAUACGUUCGUGUAAAGAUGAAGUGUUCCUCCAUUUACCCGCGCUACAGGCACGCAUACGUGCCAUGGUAAUGGAACGAGGCCUCGAAGAACCAUCACAAGAUGUAGCUGUGCUAAUAUCUCAUGCAUGUCAAGAGCGACUGAAAAAUAUUGUUGAAAAACUUGCAGUGAUAGCGGAACAUCGAAUUGAUGUUAUUAAGUUGGAUCCCCGCUAUGAAGUAACAAAAGAUGUACGGGGCCAAAUAAAAUUUUUAGAAGAAUUAGAUAAGGCUGAACAAAAACGUCAUGAAGAGCUGGAACGUGAAAUGUUGUUGCGUGCGGCAAAAUCACGUUCGAAAAUAGAAGACCCCGAACAAGCAAAAAUGAAGGCGAGGGCUAAGGAAAUGCAACGUGCUGAAAUGGAGGAACUUAGACAAAGAGACGCCAACAUGACUGCCUUACAAGCUAUUGGCCCUAGGAAAAAACUAAAACUAGACGGUGAUGGUACGGGGUCAGGUUUGGGUUCUGGUACAGGGAACGUUUUAGGCCCGUCGGGAACAGCACCGGCUCCAUUAAGGCCACGUAUCAAGCGUGUCAAUUUACGUGACAUGCUUUUCUUUAUGGAACAAGAACGUGAGACGUGUCGAAGCCAAAUGUUGUAUAAGGCAUAUCUUAAGUGAUGCAUUAUUUUUAGGAUACACUGUAUAAAGAAGCAAAUAAUGUUCUACUACUACCACUACUACUGUUAUUUAUAUUUUAAACGUAUAACACAACAAUAAUACAAUCUUCAGUUCUUGUCAUACCUUAUAUACAUACACAUAAAAUAAUUUUCUACUAUUUUCUGCUUUAAAGAUCAGCGCCUGAUUUUGUUAAAUUUGUUUUAUUUUUUCAUCAAAACAAAAAAAAACCAAACGUUUGUUUUUCCAUCUUAUAAAGCUGCACAUUUUCUCCGUUUUUUUUUUCUUAAAUUAUGAACAAAUAUCAAUCAAUCAUUGCUUCCAUUUGCAACAACAAACAGUAACAAGAAUACUAUGUAUAUGUAAAGUUUUUGUUUGUUUCAUUAAAUAUAUUUUUUUUUGUUUUAUAUAUCGAAACAACUGCAACAAUAUAAGCAAACAAAAUUUUAAUUUUGUAAAAGCAAUAUUUUUUUUAAUUAUUGGAUUUUUUUUUUAUUUUUUCUUUUAGUUUCACUAGCCCUUUCUAUUUCAUUUCCCCCCUCCAUAAUAGGACUUUCUUUUGAAAAGUCUUUUUAAUAAAUUUUAGAUUUUAGUUUCUCGUCUCCCCUAUCCUUCCUUAGUAGUAUCAUAGGCAGUAGCGUUGACACACCUUCAUUUUUUUUCGAUAUUGUUAUUAAUAAAACCUUAAAUAAAACACACACACACACAAACAAACAAACAAACAAACAAAUGAUUUCAAACUAAACAAAAUAGUAAUUAUAUUAAUAAUAAUAAUAAUAAACAAAAUAAUAAUUGAAAAAUAUUAAAUUCUUGUAAAAUAUGGCCUUAUAAUGUUAGAUUUGU
Messenger RNA from Stomoxys calcitrans (stable fly), 5287 nucleotides. It is a transcript of the gene Taf4, whose product is annotated as transcription initiation factor TFIID subunit 4. NCBI's taxonomy places the organism in Eukaryota, Metazoa, Arthropoda, Insecta, Diptera, Muscidae. Gene Ontology annotation, biological process: transcription initiation at RNA polymerase II promoter; DNA-templated transcription. Gene Ontology annotation, cellular component: transcription factor TFIID complex. The record is from RefSeq and is a predicted model, not a curated record. Gene Ontology annotation, molecular function: protein heterodimerization activity; DNA binding; RNA polymerase II general transcription initiation factor activity. The transcript has 12 exons. Bases 1262 to 4447 code for a protein of 1061 amino acids.